AUGGAACUCAAUCUGAACGCGACUCAAACUUCGCCGCGGCGGCGCGCCAAGCGCGGGCUGCUGAACCUCCUCCGGCGCAAAACGCGCGCGGUCACGCUGGGGCCGCGGUUGCUAGGCACACGCGUGAAGCACCUGCUUCGGGACGAGCUCUACAUUGACGUCAGCCUGCAAAGUGCCCCGCUGGUGGUGACGAAUGGGAUUGCCAGCCUCGAGCUCCUCGCGGCGUACCACCGCUGGCUGCGCGGCGUCCAGGCGCUGCUAGCCAUUAUCGUGUUUGUCCUCUCGCUCCUCCCCGCGACUGCGGUGGUGGAAUGGACAAUCCUCGUCGUGUCGGCGGCGGCGGUGCUUAUUAUCUUGCGCGUCUACUCCAUCAAGGCCCAGUACACGGGGCUGACGAAUGUGUUUUACAAGGACCACCGCAACAUAUUUACAUCCCCCUUUUUGCUGCAGAUGCUACUAGAGAUACUGCUCUGGUGUAUUCAAACCCCGCCGUUGAUCUUCUUCUGGCGACCCUUCUUUGAGCUCCUAAACUACUUCAUCUUCGUCCGGCUGUACGCCGUUGUGGUGUACAUUCACAACGCCGCGUACGUCUACCGGUUUUUCUGCAGAGCCAUGACCGCCGUGACGGCGUUUCCCCUCACCCCCGCCUUCACGGUGCGCACGGCGCUUGUGUACCGCAAGGCGAAGGUUGCCUCGCUCGCGACGGUGGUGUCGUGGGCCGCCCUGUCCUGCAUGUUCGCCAGGGCGGAGCAGGUCUCCCUGCAGGACGGCUGCUGGUACGCCUUUCAGGCCCUCAGCACGGUCGGCUACGGAGACGUCACCCCGGCAACCACGGCCGGGAGGCUCGUGGGGGCUCUGGCGUGGGUGGUCAGUUUUCUUCUCAUUGCCUACCUGGUGGUCGUCGUCCACGGCUCCCUGACGGAGGACGCGAACGAGCACAACAUGUACGUCUUGAUGCGGUGUCACAGGCUCUCCCGCGUGGUGCGGGGAGACUCGGCACGCGUCAUUCAAACCGCCUGGCGCUUCCAUCGCCUGCAUAGUGAGGCACGAGCCGGAGUGGGGCGACGCCUCAAGGCGCUCUUUUACGCCUGCGCCCUCGCACGUCACAUUUCGCGGCUGCGUCGUGAGCGGCAGGAUUGGACAGACGCGACGCAGCGUUUUCGCGCGAGCCCCUCGACUGGGGUGCUGGAGCCGUGGCAGGAGGAGCAGCUGCGACAGCUGCUGCGCGUGGUGCAGGAGGCCCAACAGCAGGCGGAUGCGGAGGCGUUUUUUCGCAACUGCGUUGAGGGCCGAGACAGGCUGCCAACGCGUGAGGAGGUGGAGCGGGCCGUCGCGAGCAGCGCGCAGGCGGGGGAGGGUCUCUACUUAAGCUCGACAGAUGUGGCAAGCGCUUCUGGGGCGCCGGAGGCCCACGUAGAUGUGUUGGGUCUCCUGAAGAAGGUAGAGGUGCUAGAGGCCACGUGCAGUCGCCUCGCGGCGUCGAUGGAGGCCCUCACCGUGACGGCCCCAACCAACCCCCCUAGCCUCGCUCACUCACGUCAUUGA
Molecule: messenger RNA, 1545 nt
Organism: Trypanosoma conorhini
Lineage: Eukaryota; Euglenozoa; Kinetoplastea; Trypanosomatida; Trypanosomatidae
Product: putative ion transport protein
Exons: 1
Coding region: 1-1545 (514 amino acids)
Biological process (GO): potassium ion transport
Cellular component (GO): plasma membrane
Molecular function (GO): calmodulin binding; small conductance calcium-activated potassium channel activity
Source: RefSeq, a predicted model, not a curated record